Molecule: messenger RNA, 1071 nt
Organism: Exophiala spinifera
Lineage: Eukaryota; Fungi; Ascomycota; Eurotiomycetes; Chaetothyriales; Herpotrichiellaceae
Exons: 2
Coding region: 1-1071 (356 amino acids)
Molecular function (GO): zinc ion binding; oxidoreductase activity
Source: RefSeq, a predicted model, not a curated record
AUGUCUGCCCCCCAGAUCCCAACCGAACAAUGGGCUCAGGUCAUCAACCAGACCGGAGGUCCAUUGGAAUACAAGAAGAUCCCCGUGGCCAAGCCAGGGCCCGAGGAAGUCCUCGUCAACAUCAAGUACUCCGGCGUCUGCCACACUGAUCUCCACGCCGUCAACGGCGACUGGCCCAUCCCGACCAAGCUGCCGCUCGUCGGCGGCCACGAGGGUGCCGGCAUCGUCGUGGCCCGCGGCGAACUCGUCACCGACGACAUCUGCAAGAUCGGCGAGGCCGUCGGCGUCAAGUGGCUCAACGACUCCUGCCUGUCCUGCACCUUCUGCCAGCAAUCCGACGAGCCCCUCUGCCUGACCCCCAAGCUUUCCGGAUACACCGUCGACGGGUCUUUCCAGCAGUACUGCAUCGCGUCCGCGAGACACGUGGCCCACAUUCCCGACGGCGUUCCUCUUGACGGCGUCGCUCCCGUUCUCUGCGCCGGUAUCACCGUCUACAAGGGACUGAAGGAGUCCGGUGCCCGACCGGGCCAGACCGUCGCCAUCGUCGGAGCCGGUGGCGGGUUGGGUUCUCUCGCCCAGCAGUACGCGAAGGCAAUGGGCCUGCACACCAUCGCCAUUGACACCGGUGACGACAAGAAGGAACUUUGCAAACAGAUGGGUUCAGAGACCUUUAUCGAUUUCGCCAAAUCCAGCGACGUGAUCAAGGACGUCAAGGCCGCCACCAAGGACGGUCUCGGCCCUCACGCCGUCAUCCUGGUGGCCGUCAGCGAGAAGCCCUUCCAGCAGGCCGCCGAGUACGUGCGACCCCGUGGCACCGUCAUCGUCAUCGGCCUCCCCGCCAAAGCCUACAUCCGCGCCCCGGUCUUCGAGUCCGUGUUGAAGAUGAUCAGGAUCCAGGCUUCCUACGUCGGCAACAGACAGGACAGCGAGGAGGCCCUGGACUUCUACGCCCGUGGCCUCAUCAAGGUCCCCUUCAAGACCGUCGAGUUGAAGGAUCUUCCCAAGGUUUACGACUUGAUGCACAAGGGCCAGAUCGCCGGCCGAUACGUCCUGAAGAUGCCAGACGCAUAG